Molecule: messenger RNA, 1454 nt
Organism: Bombus terrestris (buff-tailed bumblebee)
Lineage: Eukaryota; Metazoa; Arthropoda; Insecta; Hymenoptera; Apidae
Product: aprataxin and PNK-like factor
Exons: 5
Coding region: 36-1232 (398 amino acids)
Biological process (GO): double-strand break repair
Cellular component (GO): nucleus; site of double-strand break
Molecular function (GO): protein binding; 3'-5' exonuclease activity; DNA-(apurinic or apyrimidinic site) endonuclease activity
Source: RefSeq, a predicted model, not a curated record
CAGAAAACUUUCUGUAAAUAUAAUAAAUAGAAGAAAUGAAAAAAUUACAAAUACUUCGAGUAGAUAACGACGUGGUGCAAAAAAUGGACUUACAAAUAGGUAAUAACAUCAUUGGCCGAAAUGUUGAAACUGGAUGUGAUGAUGAUCGAAUUAUAAAAUAUGCCGCAAUAAUAAAUUUAACAUCUGACAAUGAAAUGACAAUAACACCGUAUCAGGUUGCUCCAUGUUAUAUGAAGUCUAUCGAAUCGUCGCGAUGGCAACUUCUUAAAUUGGGUGUUGCAGUACCGGUAAAACCUGGAGAUGUUUGUACUCUGGUACCGGAUAAAUGUUGGUUUAAAAUUAUAUCAGUACCUGAUAAAAUGGAAAAUAAUGAGGACUAUACGUUGAAACGAAAAGUUAAUGAAGAUUUAGAUUCUAAUAGUGUACGUGAUAAAAGACUCUGUUCAGGAGAAGGAGAUAAUUCACGUUCUUCAUGCAAUGCAUUGCAUAAAAUAUUAAAUAAUGAUCACAAUGUAAAUAAAGUAAAUGUUGAAGAAAGUGUUACAAAUGAAGAUAAUAUAACAUAUAAUAACAAUGAAAAUAAAGCACAAGAUGCAAAUUCUACAUUAAUAUGUGAUUAUCACAACAUAGAUCAGUCAUCUGCAAUUGAGAGAUCUGCUUAUGAAGUUCAAAAUAUGAAUAAAGAGAAUAGUGAAUCUUAUGUAAAUGAAAAGACUUUAAGCCUUAAAAAAAAUUUAGAUUUACCCUCUAUAAGCGAAGACCAUGAAAAAGUGGUGGUAGAAGAUAUACAAUCCCCUGUUUCAAAAAAUGUACAUAGAUCAAAAAUAUCUGCUAAUGCAACAGGAAAUGUUUUCAGAAGAGAUAAAUGCAGAUAUGGAGAGGAAUGUUAUAGGAAAAAUUCACAGCAUAGAGAUAAAUUUUGCCAUCCUGAAGAUUCUGAUUAUGAUAUACCUGAUAAUAGAGAAGAAUGUCCCUAUGGCACUCGAUGCUAUCGUAAAAACCCUCAGCAUAAAAUGAAGUUCAAACAUAUUGGUACAAAUAUUGCAAAUAAUAAGCGUAAGAAGCAGAAUUCUAAACAAACACAGAUACAAAAAUCUUUGGAUACUAUAAGUGGAAUGGAGGAUUCAUCCGUAGAGGAGUCUGCUGAGGAAUCUGUUGAUGAAUCUGAGUAUGAGCCUUCUAGCAAUGAUGAAAGUUCAGAUGAUGAUGAAAUGUACUCUGACAAAAAUUGAAAGUGAGCUGAGAAAUGAUAUAGCUGACCAAGAUUAUAGAUAUAAAAUCUUUAUAUCUAUAUAAAAAUAUACAUUAAUAUAAGAAAAAUGAGAGUAUGGAAAUGAUAUAUUUUAUAAAUAUUUUUACAAUAUUAAAGUCGAUAACUAAGUAAAAUGAUACAAACAUUGUCACAUUUAUUAUAAAUGUAUAAAAACAAUAUUGAAUAAACUAUUUAAAAAUAA